This is a messenger RNA of Galdieria sulphuraria, 1040 nucleotides long. Its product is annotated as COP9 signalosome complex subunit 5. Gene Ontology annotation, biological process: protein deneddylation. Gene Ontology annotation, cellular component: COP9 signalosome; cytoplasm. Lineage: Eukaryota; Rhodophyta; Bangiophyceae; Galdieriales; Galdieriaceae. Bases 18 to 1001 code for a protein of 327 amino acids. The record is from RefSeq and is a predicted model, not a curated record. Gene Ontology annotation, molecular function: protein binding; deNEDDylase activity; metallopeptidase activity. The transcript is spliced from 2 exons.
CUUUUUGGGUCAUGUCAAUGUUGCCUUGUUCCUCUUCCUCCGCCACUUCCUCUAGGCAAAACGAAGACUAUUUAUAUGAAUACGACGAACUGGAACAAAAAUCUAUUUUAGAUGCCAAGCCUUGGACUAAGGAUCCCAACUACUUCAGGAAAGUUCGAAUAUCUGCAAUUGCACUUCUCAAAAUGUUGAAUCACGCACACUCUGGAGGUAAUAUUGAAGUUAUGGGAAGUAUGCAAGGAAAAGUGAAAGGAGACUGUUUUCUAGUUAUGGACGCUUUUCCUUUGCCAGUGGAAGGUACAGAAACAAGAGUAAAUGCUCAAGCACAAGGGAACGAGUUUUUAGUAGACUAUCAUGAAAAGAGCAAAACUGUGCAGAGGCCCGAGCACGUGAUUGGUUGGUAUCAUUCACACCCCGGAUACGGCUGUUGGCUCUCCGGAAUUGAUGUGUCGACUCAAAUGACACAACAACAGUAUCAGGAUCCCUUUGUCGCUAUCGUUGUGGACCCCAUACGAACCAUUUCUUCGGGUAAAGUGGACUUGGGUGCUUUUAGAACGUACCCUGCAGACUAUAAACCCGCAGAUUCAGAAGCUGUGGAGUAUCAAAACAUUCCUCUGAAUAAAAUCGAAGACUUUGGAGUUCACUGCAAGCGUUAUUAUCAACUGGAAGUCUCCUACUUUAAGUCAAGUUUAGAUUCUUCAUUACUGGAUUUGCUUUGGAACAAGUACUGGAUCAACAACUUGUCUUCAAGUCCACUGGUUACAAACCGAGAGUAUAUUUCUAAACAAAUUUCCGAUAUUGGAGAAAAAUUAGAACAGAUACAAACUCAGGUUUCUAGUUAUUAUCAUGGCUUUGGAUACAAAAGUAUGGAAUUUUCUAAUAUACGUGACUCGAGAAAAGGAAACAAGAUGACCCAAGUUACUCGAGAUGCAGAAAGGACAAGCUUUGACUUAGUGCAAGGAUUGAUGAAUCAAUUAGUCAAAAGCAAACUAUUUGGUGUUUAACAUCUAUUACAGUUUCUAAAUGAAGUAUCUUCUUCAUGU